This is a messenger RNA of Kickxella alabastrina, 1374 nucleotides long. RefSeq lists its product as uncharacterized. Gene Ontology annotation, biological process: snoRNA splicing. The transcript is spliced from 3 exons. NCBI's taxonomy places the organism in Eukaryota, Fungi, Kickxellomycota, Kickxellomycetes, Kickxellales, Kickxellaceae. Gene Ontology annotation, cellular component: U2-type spliceosomal complex. The record is from RefSeq and is a predicted model, not a curated record. Bases 267 to 1220 code for a protein of 317 amino acids. Gene Ontology annotation, molecular function: metal ion binding.
CGGAGACGACCACAUCUCGAUUUGUGCCCAAAAUGGCUGCUACCGCCACCCCAGCGUCAUCACCAAAGGCACGGUUUGUGCCAGCACAAGCGGCAUGAUCAAUAAAUUCUGAUUGUUUAAUUUCUUGUAUUCAUCAGAGGUUCGGACUUUUCCAGCUGUGGCUUUCGUUUUCUUUUCAUUUUUUCUCAUUUACUCAAGCUCAACAUUUAUUUUUAUUACUUUGUAUCAUUGCAUCGCGCAACGACAAAACAAGUCAAUUUGUCUCAAUGUCGGCUGCCGAUUCUGCAAAUCACAACGAUGAAGUGCCGGCGCCGUUGUUCAAAAAGAGCAAGCGGCGAGGCGCUACAUUCGAAAACGCCGGUGACAACAAGACAUCUGUGAGCCGAUCAGAUGCAGAUAAUGCAGGCGGUGUCGUCGAUGGAGAUUCGGCAGAUGGCCCUGGGCCAACCAAGCAGCUAAAAACAACGAACACUGUGGCCCCCAGCCGCCGGGAAAAUAACUCUGACAAUGACGCCGACACAGGAUCAGCUAACAAUAGCAACACAAUGGCACUAUCCAAAAAAGCUAUGGACUCUACGCGCACCUCAGAGCAUGACGCGCCUGCCGAACUCAAGCAGAGCAUAUCCUUGCAGCAAAGCAAACCAGUUACCGGCUCUAUAGACGCCGGCAGUGAUGGCGCGACGAAUGCUGAAGAGGACGACGGACUGUACAAGGGGAAGAAGGGGUACACCAACAGGGUCAGUGGAACUGGCUCGCGCCGUGCCGGACCAUUCAAAGCACCGGCCAACCUGCGUGCGACCAGCGUGUUUGAUUACCAGCCGAACGUGUGCAAGGAUUAUAAGGAGACCGGGUACUGCGGCUACGGCGACUCUUGCAUCUUCCUCCAUGACCGAGGAACGUACAAAUCUGGCUGGCAGCUCGAGAAGGAGUUUGAGGAAUCACAAAUGGGUAUCCAAAGAGACAAUCCGAAGCUAUGGAAGGUCGAAAAUGUCUCAGACGACGAAGAGAGUAGCGCCAAAAAGGGAUCAGAGAAGCUUCCGUUUGCCUGCCUGAUUUGUCGCAAGCCGUUCCAAAAGCCGAUCAUAACAAAGUGCCAGCACUACUUUUGCGAGGGCUGCGCUUUGAAACACUACCGCAAAACACCAAAGUGCUUUGCCUGCGGAGCGGCGACUGCCGGCGUGUUCAAGCCAGCCAAGAAUUUAGAGCCCAAUAAGAAGUAAGUUGGCGCGCAUAUAUCUGUAGUUACACCGGCCGAAGAAUGUUUUGGACUUGAGUGGGCUUCGUGUGCAACAUGAGAGCGAUGUCCUUUGAUCAAGCGGACAAUUUGCCGCGCCCCUACAUCCCUCUUUUUUCUUUUUUCUUUUCUUUUUGCUU